AUGAAGUUCUUCCUACUGUUGCUUCUAAAACUACAUCUCGGCCUGCUAUACGCGUACUUAGUCGUCAACCAGUCACAGUUAUUCCUCCCCUGGAGUUCGUCGACCAUGGCGACACCAACGCAUCUUUAUCCAGGCGUAAAUCUCGCCCUGCGAGAAAUGCCUGAGAGGGAAUUCAACUUCAAAGAUGAGUAUUUGUUUUAUCCCAUUGGAUUUCCCGAAUACCCGGGGAGCAAAUCUACCAUCAUGCCGGUGAAAGAGGUUGCGAUGAUGAUUCUCAUGGAUGUAUUCACGGAUAAACCAGAUUGGCACAAAAAGGUCUUUGAUGAGACGAUUGUUCAAAAGUGGAGAGAUGAAGCGCGCCAGCAGGGUGAGGAUGGGUUGUACGCAAAAAUUCUGCAGGAUAAGCUGGGGCAGGGUCCUCGUAAGCCUAGGGAUAGGAUCAUCACUGAUGCGGCGUUUGACUACUGUAUCGAAGAGCUACGCGGAAAGGCAAUGUAUCUUGCGCAGUCAGGUCUCAUUCCAACUUUUGAUGGACCUGGCAACACGAUCAUCAAGUCAGACUCGUUCAUCGACGAGAACCUCCACCGGGAUCUUAACAGAGCGUGCUAUACCCUUUGGAAGGAUCAAGAAGGCAAUGUCGACUGGCAUCCGCGAAGCAACGAUAUGGUCCAAAACCUCAUCCAUCCUUCCAUGCACAAUUUCGUCUACGAUCGUUCACCGUUCAUCCAAGAUGAAGUCGUCGGCGUAUCGAACGCACUUGAAUUUAUGGGCAAAGGCGAGCCCGUGAGAGGGCAGACCCCUCUAGUCCGAGAGAAUGAGUUCCGGUCAAAAUUUGGGAUUGGUUCGGGCAAGGUUCUCCCGGAGUACUGGUCCGAUAAAUACCAGUGGCUCCCCGCCAACGUUGGGUUUCGCGAGGACGGCAGUACUGAGUUCACGAGCUACGUGAAUAAUCUCCACCCCACAAAGUUUCCUGAAAUUUACAGAACUAUUGAGAGGUUGGUUGACAGGGUUAUUCCUGCUUGGAAUCAUUGUUUGCGAGAGGUCCCUCGUUUCGGCGAUGAGACCUUUGCGGGGAGAGAUAAGUCACGGUUUGAAUGGAUCCAUGAAGCAUUUGAUGAGGAUGACGACUUAUGGACGCCAGAGUUUGAUGUGAAGGAAUUUCUUCACAAAGACGUCGAGCUCACGCAUCAAGAACUUCGAGACCUCGAAGAAGAGUGCUACCACGAUGCGGAGGACCCAGUUGAGUUCGAUGAAGAUGAGUAUCAACGCAGAAUGAACGAAGGCCUCCCUCCUCUUACGCCCAAUGUCGAUGAUGAGGCCAUGGCUGAAGUAAAAUGGGUCAAGUACCGCGACGCGAUCCUCCCUGAUCCAAAGCCAUUUGAAGAAGUUGACUACACACCAAAGCAAAGCUUGCAGGAGAAGUUCAAGAAGGAUGGUUUGCAAAUCAUUGUCAAGAUGGUGAGCAUUGAACUCACGCCAGAGAAGCCAGAGUUCUCCGCUGGAAGUUGGCAUCUCGAAGGUCAGAUGAACGAGAAGAUCGCCGCCACUGCACUGUACUACUUCGACAGCGAGAACGUCACGCCAAGUCGUUUAUCCUUCCGUAUGCAAACGAGCUCGUAUCUUAAUGAUGACAUCAAGGCUGGCCAGGAUGGCUACAACUAUCUUGAAAGGGUGUAUGGCACAGAUCUAGGAGCGCAAGGUGGAUUCGCUAGAUCUUGUGUUCAGAGCUACGGAGACGUUGGCACGCCGGAGGGACGUCUCCUCGCUUUUCCCAAUGUCUUUCAACACCGCGUGUCCUCUUUCAAGCUACAAGAUCCAACAAAGCCAGGACAUCGACGCUUCAUCGCCCUUUGGCUAGUUGAUCCGCACCGACGAAUCCUUUCAACGGCGAAUGUGCCGCCGCAGCAAAAGGAUUGGUGGACUGGAAGCGGUGAGGUACCUAGGGGCCUUAUGGAUGUUGAGGAAGCGCGGGCGCAUCGGCUGAAGUUGAUGGAUGAGCGGACUGCGGAGAAGGCGAGGUUUCACUGGGAGGCGAUUGAUUACAACUUCUGUGAGCACUGAUCAGAACUUGGCGUCAGCGUGAGAGAUGAUUGAAGGCUGAAGAAAGGCACAUGAUGCGCUCAUAGUGCUUUUCGCAGAAGAAUUCUAGGGUCUCAUAGAGGCAACCUACUACUGUAAGCAUCAUCAAUCUCAUGCCAAGUACACACAUAUUGUACAACCAAGCCUCAAUACGAAUCUAAAUAGCCCAACUAGGACAUUACCGAAGUUCUCUCAUUUCCA
Fusarium oxysporum Fo47 is the source of this 2280-nucleotide messenger RNA. Its product is annotated as DUF4246 domain-containing protein. NCBI's taxonomy places the organism in Eukaryota, Fungi, Ascomycota, Sordariomycetes, Hypocreales, Nectriaceae. The transcript is spliced from 6 exons. The coding region runs from base 1 to 2061 and encodes 686 amino acids. The record is from RefSeq and is a predicted model, not a curated record.